GCCUGCGCACUUGACUGAUGGUUUACGCUACGUACCUAAAAUCAUUUUGUGGAAAAUUUGAAGUUUGUUGUUUUAGUGACAACUUAUUCAUAAUUAUUUAUGAAAGCUUUGUGCUAAUUACCAUUCCAGGCGCGAGGCAGAAUUAUUCUGUGGCAUUCGGCCUGGAUGCGUAUAGUCACUAAGAGUUCGAGCGGUUGUACGGUAGCCAUCUUGGAUUCGAACAAAGCUUCAGAUGUGUAGUUUGUCUGUUUAUCAAUAAUUUUUGUGCAUUUUAUUGUAAAUAGUUUGUAUGUUUAGGAUAUGUACGGAACGUUCGUCCAUAUGUGUAAAUAGCUAUGGCUGCGUCAAGGAAAUUACAAGGUGAAAUAGACAGGUGUUUAAAAAAGGUCACAGAAGGGGUUGAGACAUUUGAAGACAUCUGGAAGAAAGUGCACAAUGCGACAAAUAGCAAUCAGAAGGAAAAAUAUGAGGCCGAUCUCAAGAAGGAGAUUAAAAAACUCCAGAGGCUACGGGAUCAGAUCAAGUCAUGGAUCGCCUCCGGGGAGAUUAAGGAUAAGAGUACACUUUUAGACAAUAGGAAACUAAUAGAAACGAUCGAACUGAGCGGAGUUGGUCUGCCAUCCUCCGCCACCACGGACAGCAACAACAGCAAUGACUCGCCCGGCUCACCCACCAGUAUACUAUCAGGUACCAGCCCCAUAACAUCACCAGCGUUAGACACACUAAACCAUUCAACGGAUUCUAUAGACGUGGAUAAGAAGAAGAAAGCGGAGGAACUUGUUGCCAAACCGGUCAAACCGCUGCCGCUCCGCGCGGUGAACAGCUGCGCGGUCAGUAAUAGCGCGACUAAUCUUACUUCCUUGCUCAAUAACUCCGCCGCAUCCACGAAUAGUAUAAACACGACAGGGGCGUCGGGCACAUCCACGCCCAUCAAGUUGCCGCUGGCGCCCAGUCCGCCGCAUCUCACGCAUCUGCAUCAGCGGAACAAUACAGAGAUAGUGGAGAAUGGUCCAGUAUCAAUCGCACCACUACACAACGCUGUCAUCCAUCAAACACCACUCGCUCAACCUCUGCCUACGUCAAAAAGCGCGUCUGCGACGCCUUCGAGCGCGAGUUCGUCGAGCGGCGCGGGCGCGGGGGCGGCCACGCCGGCGCCCCGCGAGCCCUCGCCCCCGCCCGCGCCCACGCCCGCCCCCGCGCCCCCUGCGCCUGCGCCUACAGCGCCCGCGCCCGCGCCCACGCUCAACGGGCCCGUCCUACUCACCAAUGCGCACGCACUCGCGCACCCGCACCAUCAUAUCGCAGACAAUGGUAUCCCGAGUCCGCCGCCGAGCGCGCCCGCGCCCGCCGGCACCGCCUCGCUCAAGAGCAUGGCGCAGGAAGCUGUGCAGCGAGCGGGACUCGACGCCCACCAUACACAGAGCACAAGAAGAGGAACGGCAUUAUCUCAAGCACACAUCCCCCCUUUAUUAGGUGUUGCGCCUUUGGGACCUUUGCCUUUAACAUCUGAUAAUCAGGUACAGUAUCGCAUGAUGGAGUCAUCAUUCUUCCACAUGCCGCAUCCGUCCGACUCGGAGCGCAUGCGCAACUAUCUGCCGCGCAACAUUUGCCAGACGCCCGUAUACUAUAACCAGGUGCUGUUACCGCACUCGGAUUCGGUCGAGUUCUUCCAGCGGCUGUCGACGGAGACGUUAUUCUUCGUGUUCUACUACAUGGAGGGAACGAAGGCGCAGUACCUCGCCGCUAAGGCGCUCAAGAAGCAGAGCUGGCGCUUCCACACCAAGUACAUGAUGUGGUUCCAGAGGCAUGAGGAGCCCAAGGUCAUCAAUGAGGAGUAUGAACAGGGCACGUACAUAUACUUCGACUACGAGAAGUGGGGCCAGAGGAAAAAGGAGGGCUUCACGUUCGAGUACAAGUACUUAGAAGACCGCGACUUGAACUGAGGGCGGGCGGCGAGCAGGCGGCGUGCUGGCAGUGCGCCCCGCUCCGCCCCGCCCCGCCCCGCGACAACCGCCACCGCGACCGCUACCCCGACCUAUGGAAAACUAAAUUCUCUUUCAUUCCGUUAAGAGUAUUAUAUUUAUGAAUCGGCCCCUCGGUCUCUGUGAUGACCCGCCGGCCGUAUUAUUAUUUAAAACUCGACUUUAUAAAAGUGAAUACAAGAUUGCAAGAAAACGUCUCAACAAAAUAAUGUUCAUAUCGAAGUAGAAUAGUGCGUGGAGGUGAGGUGAGGUGAGGUGAGGUGUGGUGUGCCGGGGGAGAGGACAGCAGGGGAGUGUGAGGGCAGUGCAGCGCGGAGGCCCGGGUAUGGCAUGUCAUGUGAUGAAAUAACUUUAGUCCGCCCCGUGGGCUAGUAUUUAAAAAGAAAUGUGAUAUCGAUAUAGGAACGCCCGGAGCGUAUACGGAUGCACGACAUCUUUAUGUAUCUUUGUUCCUCUGUAAUAAAAUUAUUGUUUUUUUUUUUAAAUAUAAUCAUCACUAAUUAUUUUGAAUCUGUAUAAAAUUUUGUAUGUCAUUUUUAUUUGUACAAUUAAUUGAUGUUUUGGAAAGUAAAUGUUGGUAUAUUUAUUAAACCGAGGUGUACAUUAAUGUCAAAUGUUUGUACUAGUCAUGACAUCUGAUGAAACUAUUGUUAUUCGAUAUUGCUCUGGGUGAUUUGUUUUUAACUUGUUUUGUAGUGACUGCGACUAGUUUGAGUAGUACUAAGAGCUGACUUAUACAUACCACAAGUAUAUAAAAUUAAAAAAAAAAUAUCCUAUUUAAUCUGUCAUAUUGGUUUGUGUCAUUGCAUUGUAAAAGCUAUGUAAUUUAUGAGUAAUAUGUAUAAAAUUUAGAUUAAGGCAAGAUUGUAAUAUCGAUCUCAUAACUCUGUAGUAUAUUAUUUAUCCCAAAGACCUUUAAUAUUUGGUAUGUGUAAGUUACGCUGAAAUACAUAAGAAAUGUACGAAAUAUACAAACUAUAAGGAACUCUCUCACUUUGAAAGUUUUUUUUUAAGCGUUAAUUUAUUAAUUGCAUUUAAAAUUGAACAAAAAUACAAUGGGAACAUGCUUGUGAAUCACUGCCAAGUUUUACUAUAUCAAGGUAGAGGAUUUGCUAAUGUCACAUUUAACCGUUUGAUUGGAAAAUGUCGAACUAAAUGAUAACUCCACUUCUGUAUAUUAGUGGAUAAGCGCCCCAAAGUUUAGCUCUCUUUUUUUAUAAAUCAAAAUAAAAAUUGAAUAAAAAAAAUGGAAAUUUUGUAAUGUUAAAUAUUAGAUUCAAUGCUAAAUCUUGCGAUGUCUUGGUCACAAAUGUAUGACAGAAUAAUCAUGUAAUUUAUUUUCCUAAGAGAUGUGAUCAUUUAGGAGAUAAAAAUUAAAAAUAAAAUUCUCAUUGUAUUAGUGGAUGAGUUAAUUAAGUAAAGAGAUGAAGUAUGCAAGGUCUAUGAAAGAUAUGUCCACUAGAUAGGUGACAUUAAAGUGAGCAAUAUUAAAAUAAUAAGAGUAAUUUUGUAUGUAUGUGUAAAUGUAUGGAGUCAGAAGUGUACCAAGACUUACAAAAUUUUAUUAUAUCUGCCCACCCCUUAAGGAAACAUAUUGUCUCCUAUUAGAUAACAUUGGUGCUGUAUGUAAUUUGUAUUUUAAUGCUAUUGUUUUUAGGUUGAAAAUCAAAUGGUUAAAUGCGGUAUAAAAGUGGGGGAGUUCAUUGUAAUUUAUGGUGACUAAAGUAAUAUUACUGCCAGUCGAGGCCUCCUCGUUAAGUCGGCGUGACAUGUUUUCCAUUAUGUGUGAUUUCGUAAGUUUUUCAUAGGCGCUAAACAAACAAAUGUACAGACAAACAGUGUAAUUUAUAUAUAUGUAUCAACGGAAUAUACAAAGUGGUGAAAUUUUAAUGAUUUUAGUUGUAUACAAGAAUUAGCGUCAUAUAUAUAAAAAUUAAUCUAGUGGGUUAGGAUUCAAUAUACUUUUUUCUAUUUAUUGCAAUUUAAAAUGCCUUUUUAGAUGUUCUUGGGGGAAAUAGCAACUGGCUUGCGUUUUACACUAGUUAGUAUUUUUUUUAAUUAUUGACCACUUUGGAUAUGACAUAAGCAUUAGUAGGUACAUAUAUAUAAAUGUUAUCUUUGUUGACUGUAUGUCUGAACAGUUUUUGUACACUGUUUGGAGUUGAAUGCAGUUUUAUUGUACGCGUCCAGUUGUUAGUCGUUACUGUAUACUUGGCAGCAUAUAAAUUAUCAUAAUACGUUUAAAAUCAAAUUAAUUGUUUAUUAUUUUAAAUCAAGAUAUAUUGUGAUGGGACUGUAACUGUGUUAGGAUACUUAGUGAGGGAUUCAUUUUAUAUGAACAAGAAAUUCAUGUUAAAAUUAACCAAAACAUCUUUUUGUGUGGUUAUUGAAUGUUUGAGUUUUUGUAAAUUAUGUAUUCGACUGGCAUUUACUGGAUGUGUACAAUGUAGGGAUGUGCGUAAAUUCGAUUAAUUAGAAUGCGAGUCGUUCUAAAUAAUCGAUUCCGGUUCGAUUGUUCAAGUAAUAUCGGUAUGUGCCUAGCAAUAUAUAUGAUGUAGCAGUGUGGGCAGCGGGGCAGGGGAGGGGACAUGCAGACAGGGCGGGGACAGGAGCGGGGGCGGGGACGGGCAGCGGAGCCUAGUUCAGCGGUACAAUGUAGAGCGCGAUCUCGAUUAUUUCCGUGCGUGGUUAUGAUAGUUUUCAUUUUUGUAAAAAGUC
Messenger RNA from Papilio xuthus (Asian swallowtail), 4700 nucleotides. RefSeq names its product CCR4-associated factor Not3 (gene Not3). Lineage: Eukaryota; Metazoa; Arthropoda; Insecta; Lepidoptera; Papilionidae. The record is from RefSeq and is a predicted model, not a curated record. The transcript is spliced from 13 exons. Gene Ontology annotation, cellular component: nucleus; CCR4-NOT core complex. Bases 336 to 1943 code for a protein of 535 amino acids. Gene Ontology annotation, biological process: regulation of DNA-templated transcription.